AUGUCUUCUCUUCCCCAAACAUACAAGGCCUGUGUCAUCGAGAAAGCCAAUGCUCCCUUCACACUCAAGGAUGUCCCCCUGAAGCACCCCUCAAAGGGCCAAAUUCUCGUCAAGGUCCUCGCCUGCGGUGUCUGUUUCUCAGACGUGGGUGUGAGCGAAGGCCACAUGGGCGACGUCUUUCCCCGCGUCCCCGGCCAUGAAAUCAUCGGCGAUGUCGUCGAAGUCGGCGAAGACGUUGACAACUUUAAGAACGGCGACCGAGUUGGUGGACCUUGGCACGGCGGCCAUGAUCGAACUUGCCGACAGUGUCAACGAGCGCAGUUCCAAAUGUGCGACCACAAGGAGGUCAAUGGUGUGAGUCGAGAUGGUGGCUUCGCUGAGUAUGUCCUCCUUCGCUCAGAGGCUGUUGUCCGGGUACCCAAGGAGAUUGAACCCGCCGACGCUGCUCCUCUUCUUUGCGCUGGUGUCACUGUCUUUAACGGUAUCCGCAAGAUGCACGUUGAGCAGGGCCGCAUCGUCGCAGUUCAGGGUCUCGGUGGCCUAGGUCAUCUUGCAGUACAGUACGCCUACAAGAUGGGUUACGAAGUCGCCGUUCUUUCUUCAACCGACGACAAGGCCGACUUUGCAAAGAAGCUCGGCGCUCACCACUACAUCAACACCAAGACUAGCGACGUCGGCGAAGAACUCAACAAGCUUGGAGGUGCAUCAAUCAUCGUCCAGACAGCACCCAACCCCAAGGCCAUCUCUCCUCUCAUCCAAGGACUCGCCCCCGAAGGCAAGUUGCUCAACCUCGCGCCCGUUGGUGGUGCAGAGUUUGAUACCGUGGCUUUGGUGCUGAAGGGCGCCAGCGUUGUUGGCUGGCCCAGCGGUCAUGCUCUUGACUCCGAGGAGGCGCUGCGCUUCUCUUUGACGCAUGGAGUCAAGUGUAUGGUUGAGAAGUAUCCAUUGGAAAAGGUCCAGGAUGCAGUCGAUAGCCUGAAGGCUGGCAAGCCUCGAUUCAGGAAUGUCUUGGUAAUGGAGUAA
This is a messenger RNA of Fusarium graminearum PH-1, 1023 nucleotides long. RefSeq lists its product as uncharacterized. The transcript has a single exon. The coding region runs from base 1 to 1023 and encodes 340 amino acids. NCBI's taxonomy places the organism in Eukaryota, Fungi, Ascomycota, Sordariomycetes, Hypocreales, Nectriaceae. Gene Ontology annotation, molecular function: zinc ion binding; oxidoreductase activity. The record is from RefSeq and is a predicted model, not a curated record.